UAUAUGUUGAUAUUCAUUUGUUAUAUAAUAUGUGUCAUUAUUUUAUUAAAUAGCCAUCAGGCUAUCACCAUUAAUCAGUGAAAGUAUGUGUGCACAUUUUUUUUUAACUCAACACACAAAUUCAGAAACACAAAUCCUGUGGACCCCGUCAUUUUAGUUUUGUAUGCAGUGUGUAUGCUGCUUUUCUUCAAUCUUUGCACAAAAGAAAUGAUCACAUCGCUUCUUCAAAAUGAAUGCACGUUCCCACUGCCUUGAGUUAAGCGUUGAAGGCUUCCAAGUAGAUGAAGCUGUCUCCUGUCUUUUUCAUACUGUACUUCUACAUCGAUCACUUGGAAAAUUUUGUUUCGCCCCUGACGGCACUUACACCAUGGGCACUGUAGGCUUACAAGAUGUUGACUGUGAUUUCAUUGACUUUACAUACAUAUGUUGUUCAUCACCACAUUUAGAUCGCAAACUUCGAAAUGACAUUUCAGAAUUUUCUGAAUGUCUCAGGCGUGAUAAUCACACUUUUGGACAAAUCACAUUGGAGUUUUUUCAAAAAAAAAAAGCUAGGUGGCCAUUUCAACCAGAGUGUACACCUUGGGAAGUGUGGAACGUGCGUGUUGAUUUGUUGAAAAUUUGUAAUGAAACUAAUAGACAAAUAUCGAAAGAAAAAAUCAGUGACUCUUUGAGUGACAAAAUAAUUUAUAUAGCGGAAAUAAUGAACAGGCAUGAGUAUUUGCCAAGUAUACCACCACAGUCUGAAUUGGAUUUAGUGUUUGACACAUCAUUUGCUGAUAUCCAACCAUACUUAUUUAAGACAAAUUAUCUAACCAGUGGUGCAAGUAGCCCAUCAGUCGGAUCAGCUGUUCAAAAACUUAUACGAGAUACAUUGUCAUUAUCGUAAC
Molecule: messenger RNA, 887 nt
Organism: Myzus persicae (green peach aphid)
Lineage: Eukaryota; Metazoa; Arthropoda; Insecta; Hemiptera; Aphididae
Gene: Atg101
Product: autophagy-related protein 101
Exons: 2
Coding region: 230-886 (218 amino acids)
Biological process (GO): autophagy; autophagosome assembly
Cellular component (GO): phagophore assembly site
Source: RefSeq, a predicted model, not a curated record